AUGAAACACCUUCUUCUUGUUUCUGUGUUUGUGUUUGAAACUUUUCUGCAUGCUUUGACUCAACGCACUGCUCCAACCUCAGAGUUUCACCUGGAUGGGGAUUUUUUGAUAGGUGGACUCUUUGAUAUUCAUUAUGCCAGCGGCCCUGAUCGCCAUGUCCGACCAGAAGUCCUCGAGUGCUCAAGCCAACAUUUCAGUAUCUCCAAUUAUCGCCGGUUUCAGUUGAUGAGAUUCACUGUAGAGGAAAUCAACAACUCCACCAGCCUGCUUCCAAAUGUAACUCUGGGCUAUGAAAUGUUUGAUCACUGCUCAGACAUGCGUAGUUUUCCCGGAAUUUUUAAACUCAUCUCAGUCAAUGGUCAGAUCCAGCCUUGGGCUGAGCCGACCACAAGACUAUCCAAAGUCAUAGCAGUGGUUGGUCCUUCCACAAGCACUCAGGCCUUGACUGUAGCCCCGUUUUUUAUGGUUGAUCUCAUUCCUAUGGUUAAUUAUGGAUCAUCUACUUCUAUUUUUUCAAAGAAAGCUCAAUUCCCAUCAUUCCUACGAACAGUGCAUCCCAACAGUGCUGUUAUAGAGGUGAUUGUUACAAUUUUGAAGCACUUUGAAUGGCACUGGAUUGCUUUCCUUUACACUGCUGAUGAUCAUGGCAAUGAUGGCUUAGACUUAUUCAUAAAUCGGAUCAGGGACACUGAGAUCUGCAUUGCAUACACCAAAGACCUCAACACCGACUUCAAUUUUUCUAGGAUGUUCCAACAGAUUGAACUACAUCACAUACAUGUAAUCAUUGUUUUUGCUGCCGAAUUGGCUGCUGAAGCUCUCAUUGAGUCAGCUGUCCGCUUCAACAUCACCAACAAAGUUUGGAUAGCAAAUGAUGCAUGGUCUUUGAACAAACGACUGCCUAAGAUGAAAGAAAUCAGAAAUAUUGGAACUGUACUUGGUGUGGCUCAGUCGGUAGUAAAAGUUCCUGGUUUUGGUGAUUUCAUCCAUUCUGCUGAGGGCCAGUGUGGCUACAAUGGACAGCAGAUGUUUUGCAAUCAGAUUUCCAACUGCAGUGACUGGAGUGCAAACGAUAUCCUCGAGGCCGACCCGUCCUUCUCUUUCCCUGUUUAUUCUGCUGUUUAUGCAAUUGCUCAUGCCUUGCACAGGACCCUGCAGUGUGGAGAAGGGGGAUGUAAUAAUAUUACAGCUUAUCCAAAGAUGGUUCUAACAGAGCUCCAGAAGUCCAAUUUUACUCUGUUAAACCGGACUAUUCAGUUUGAUAAAAAUGGUGACCUCAAGUUUGGACUGUACUUUCUUGUUUUCUGGAACCAUGCUGGUGAUGCACAGAGGAUUGGAUUUUAUCAGUUUAACCCAACAGUCCAUUUCUACAUCAACAGCACCGAAAUCCUCUGGUACACAAAUGGAGAAGUUCCCACUUCUGUUUGUUCCCCAGAAUGUCCUGAAGGAUAUGCAAGAAAGCAAAAUGACCUCCACAUAUGCUGCUUUACAUGUGAAAUCUGUCCAAAUGAAACAUACAUCAAUGUUACAGAGGAUCCCUACAACUGCAUCAGCUGUAAGGAGACAGGGUGGUCCAAAGAAGGAAGUACAUCGUGUAACCUGCGGCUGGUGGAAUACAUACCAUUCACAGACAGGGGGGCUGUACUGAUCAUGCUUGGAGCCUGCACCUUAGUAGGACUCAGCGGAGCUAUACUUGUUCUCUUUGCCAUAAACUACAACACGCCUGUUGUCAGAUCUGCUGGAGGGCCAAUGUGCUUCCUGAGUUUAGGCUGCCUCAUUCUUUGUAGUGUUAGCGUGUUCUUUUACUUUGGUAAGCCCACAAAUGCUUCGUGCAUCUUAAGGUACUUUCCUUUUCUGUUGUUCUUCACAGUUUGUCUGGCAUGUUUUGUUGUGCGCUCUUUUCAGAUUGUUUGCAUUUUUAAAAUAGCUGCCAAGUUCCCCAAACUCCAAAGCUGGUGGACAAAAUAUCAUGGCCAAUGGCUGCUCAUCACUGGAGCAUUCACAGCUCAAGCCCUGCUACUUAUUAUUAGUUUUUCCUAUGAUCCUCCGGGACCGUACAAUGAAACAACAUGGCACCAAAACAAAAUUGUCCUUUUCUGUUCUUUGAAUUUAGAAGCAAAUUCUUGUACUUUCCUUUUACUUGUACUAUUGGGCUGCCUUUGCUUUAUUUUCUCCUACAUGGGAAAAGACCUUCCAAAGAAUUACAAUGAAGCCAAAGCCAUAACCUUCUGCCUACUGCUGCUGAUUCUCACCUGGACCUUGUUCGUCACCAUCUACAUGCUUUACCAUGGAAGAUUUAUCCAAUCUCUAAACGCUCUUGCAGUGCUCUGCAGCCUAUACUCUUUUUUACUAUGGUAUUUUCUGCCAAAAUGUUACAUCAUCAUUUUUCAGUCUCACAAAAACACACCGCAAUACUUCCAGGGUCUCAUUCAGAACUACACCAAAACAAUCAGCAAGUAG
This is a messenger RNA of Girardinichthys multiradiatus, 2457 nucleotides long. Its product is annotated as taste receptor type 1 member 1-like. Bases 1 to 2457 code for a protein of 818 amino acids. Gene Ontology annotation, cellular component: membrane. Gene Ontology annotation, molecular function: G protein-coupled receptor activity. Gene Ontology annotation, biological process: G protein-coupled receptor signaling pathway. Lineage: Eukaryota; Metazoa; Chordata; Actinopteri; Cyprinodontiformes; Goodeidae. The transcript is spliced from 6 exons. The record is from RefSeq and is a predicted model, not a curated record.